UGAGUCAAAAUUUCGGACUCUUUUCACCGAAACCGGUGUUUUGUUCCGGCGUUGCCCCAGGGUAGUGCGCGAGGGCCAAUAAAUUGUGGGUGCACGGGUGUAGUAUUUUUGGCGGGCGGCUAACUGCAAAAAAAGAUCAAUACUUUGUCUUUUUUAACAACCACUUCAUCAAAGGCCAGCGGCAGCAGUUUCAGCAAGAUGGAGUUCAACCCAACGUAUAUCUGCUGCGGUGUCUGCUUUGUGCAGUGUCUGGAGAAGGAGCUCCACCUUACUUCGUGUGCCCACAUCGCGUGCAGCGACCAUUUACAUGCGGACAGCUCUUUUAGGUAUACCUGUCCCGUGUGUAGGGCUAGCAGCGUCUCUAUUGUGAAGUUGGAUGCCAGUUUGCCCGGGGAAUUGAAGGAUUUUUUCAAUCCGAUUCCAGAAAAGUUGGAUUCAGUGUAUAAUGCUGCUAGGUUCCAGUAUACCACGAUGGCAGGGGGUAUGGAGUACUAUAGGAGAGCAAACCAAAAGUUGAACGAUAAGUUGAUGAAGCAGAAAGAGCUCUUGUACGCUGCUAAAAACGAAUUGACCCAGUUGGAUCACUAUAAGAAGAAAGUAUUCAGUUUAUCGGAGGAGGUUGCAAUUUUGAAGAGCCAGCUAGUGCAAAACGCCCCUCCUACCGCUGAAUUGGACUUUGACCAUGCUGGAUCAAUGGGUUUCGAAGGAAAUGAUAUAGAUCCAGGAACACACCCUUCACAUAAAAUGGAUUCGUUCAUUGAGAAAUUUCAUCGGAAUACUAUUCCAAAACCAAGUAUCACCCCAGUGUCCCUUUCUGCAGCCUCUUCUGGUAACGAUGCUUCUCAUUCCUUCCGUGGUGAGUCCACCAACGUCCAAGGGUUGCGCAGCUCUUCUUCAAGCAGACAUUCUAAUGAUGAACCGCCGGUUAAAAAAACUUCACUCUUCAGAGUUGCAAAGAAUAGAUCAGCCACCACCCAAUUGGCUACAAGAAUAUCAGCAAAUAUGAAAGUCGGUCCUACAAAUGAUGGGGGUAACUCGCUACGGUCGCUAUAUGCUGAUACAGAUGUUGCGAACAAAAAUGCGCCUGGAUCGAGUUUACGCCUUCGUCCAGGUACUAGCUCGCUUGGUGAUUCACGGGGGCGAAGAUACCUGUUCCUUCCUCGAAACUAAUUCGAAUGCUCCAGUAAAGACAGCC
Messenger RNA from Hyphopichia burtonii NRRL Y-1933, 1195 nucleotides. RefSeq names its product SUMO ligase. Gene Ontology annotation, molecular function: SUMO transferase activity. The transcript has 2 exons. The record is from RefSeq and is a predicted model, not a curated record. Gene Ontology annotation, cellular component: synaptonemal complex. NCBI's taxonomy places the organism in Eukaryota, Fungi, Ascomycota, Pichiomycetes, Serinales, Debaryomycetaceae. Gene Ontology annotation, biological process: homologous chromosome pairing at meiosis; protein sumoylation; reciprocal meiotic recombination. The coding region runs from base 199 to 1170 and encodes 323 amino acids.